GGGCAGCCACUGCUGAAGGAGCCAGGAGCGGCAGGCGGACAAGCGGUCUGUGUGGGGGGAGUUGAUUGCCGGAAGUGCUCCCAGCACCACAGAUCCAUGGUGCUGAGAGGUGGUUCCCGGAGUAGCCUCUGCGCCUGCGGUCUGGAGGAGAGACCAGGCCUUCCUCUGGUGCGCUCCGGGCUGGGCCGAGCCGGGCCCGCCGUGUGACUCGGGUCUCCCCGGGCCCCGCAUCAGCCAGGGGUCGCGUCCUGCUGCAGGCGGGGGACGAGUCGCGCCCCACCUAACCCAAGCAGACCCCGGGGGUUUGGGUGCGGGGAGGCGGCGCGUGGCAGCCCCGGGCCCGUUCCCCCGCGCGGUGUCGGGGGCGCGGCUGCCACCCAGACUACAUUUCCCGGCAGGCCGUGAUAGCAGGCGCUCGGCCCUCGGCCUGUACCCGGACUCGCUUCCGGGUUACGCCCCGGUAGUGACGCAGGCUCGGAGCCUGUCGGAACUCGGCUUGGAUUUUUCCCGCGAAAAGGCCGCGGGGCCGGGGCUGGGCGCGCGCUUCCAGCUGGAACUGCAAUGGAGGGGCUCUGAGGGUGUGUGCUGGACCACACUGUGACUGCUUUCUCUCCUCCCUCCCCUGCACACCUUCAAGAUGCAGCGCUCCAUUAUGUCAUUUUUCCAGCCUGUGAAGGGAGCAAAGGCAGAGGAGAGCAGACCUCUAGAAGAUGAGCAUGCGACUAAAAAGAUGCCAGAGAAGGUUGAGAAGCAGAGCAAUGGUCUUGGUCACUGUGCAAACUCCCCAGUGAAGCCUAUAGGCAAGAGGUCCUUGCGCCGAAUCAUUGAGAGUGACAGUGAAGAGGAGGAGCCUGAGCCAGCAGUCAUAGCGGAGGAGGGGCAGAUGCAGGUUGAGACUCCUAAGAAAGCCAGCAGCAAGCAGGAGCUGGUGCACCCUGCUCAGUCUGAGCUCUCUGCAGACAGCCCGUCACCAAGCAGCAGCCAGUCUGCUAAAAACAGUUCUGAUGGGACUGACACCACCCACUCUGACAUCCCCAGGCGCAGGACUGCUCGCAAGCAGAUGCCCAGAAGCAAAAUAGAGAUGGCGACAAGCAGAGAGAAUGGCCACCCCAAAGAACCAGUUGCCAAAAGAUUGAGAGAAGAGCCAGACCCAAGAGAUGAGACUGGUGAGAGAGCAAAGGUUGCAGCAGAGUCUAUGGAGAUGCAAGAGGUGAAAGGGCAGAGUUCAGAGGAAGAGUUAACCAAGGGUAAGGGCACCUCAGGGGAAGCAGCUGGUAACAAGGACAAAAUUGACAAAACUGGAGGAGAAGCAGCAGCCCAGAAGAAAUCUGAGCCUUCCAAGCCCAGCAGAGCCAUCUCCAACUUCUUUGCCCCCAGGAAGGCACCAUUGGCAAAGACAGAGACAGGAGAAGCUAGUGCAGCCACCACAAUGGAUGAGUCUUCUGUCCUGAAGGGCUCUGCUGCAGCAAGUGGCAAGCAGGGCAACCAGAUGAAUACCAGUUCUUCUGAGGCUGCUGUGCUGCUGGAUCCUGUGGAGUACAAUCCUUCGAAGAGCAGCUACCACCCUGUCCAGGAUGCCUGCUGGGGUCCUGGGCAGAGGGUCCCCUACCUGGCGGUAGCUCGUACCUUUGAGACAAUUGAGGAGGUGUCUGCCCGACUGAAGAACAUUGAGACUCUGAGCAACCUCUUCCGAUCGGUCAUCGCCUUGUCCCCAUCUGACCUGCUGCUCUGCAUCUACCUCUGCCUGAACCGCUUGGGCCCAGCCUAUGAGGGGCUAGAGCUGGGCAUUGGCGAGAGCAUCCUUAUGAAAGCUGUUGCACAAGCUACAGGUCGACAGUUGGAUAAGAUCAAGGCUGAGGCCCAGGAGAAGGGUGACCUGGGUCUGGUGGCAGAGAGCAGCCGCAGCAACCAACGCACUAUGUUCACACCACCCAAGCUGAGCGCCAUUGGGGUCUUUAACAAGUUCCAGGAAAUCGCUAGGAUGACAGGCAGUGCUUCUAUGAACAAGAAGAUUGACAUCAUCAAGGGGUUGUUUGUUGCCUGUCGGCACUCAGAAGCCCGCUACGUAGCUAGAUCACUGAGCGGGAAGCUCCGGAUCGGGUUGGCAGAGCAGUCAGUGUUGUCAGCCAUUGCUCAUGCUGUGUCUCUCACUCCCCCAGGACAAAGCUGCCCUCCAGAGGUGCUGGAUGCAAGCCAGGGCAAGUCUGCAGACGUACGCAAAACCUGGCUGGAGGAGCAGGCCCAGAUUCUCAAACAGAUCUUCUGUGAGCUGCCAAACUAUGACAUCAUUGUUCCUGUCCUGUUAGAGCAUGGAAUGGAGAGCCUGCCACAGUACUGCAAGAUCACCCCAGGGAUCCCACUGAAGCCCAUGCUGGCCCAGCCCACCAAGGGCAUAGGGGAGGUACUGAAGCGCUUCGAGGAGGCUGCCUUCACUUGCGAGUACAAGUAUGAUGGGGAGCGAGCCCAGAUCCACAUACUAGAGAAUGGGGAUGUGUACAUCUACAGCCGCAACCAAGAGAAUAAUACCUCCAAGUACCCUGAUAUUGUCAGCAGGAUCCCCAAGGUGAAGAAAGACAGUGUGCAGUCAUGUAUCCUGGACACAGAGGCUGUGGCCUGGGACCCUGAGAAGAAGCAGAUCCAGCCGUUCCAGGUGUUGACUACCCGGAAGCGGAAAGAUGUGGAAGCUGCUGAGAUCAAAGUGCAGGUGUGUCUGUAUGCCUUCGACAUGCUGUACCUCAAUGGAGAGUCCCUGGUGAAGCAGCCCUUCUCCAGGCGCCGGCAGCUGCUGCAUGAGUUGUUUGUGGAGACAGAGGGGGAGUUCCUGUUUGCCACUUCCAUGGACACAUGCAAUACAGAUGAGAUCUCGGAGUUCCUUGACCAGUCCAUCAAAGACUCCUGUGAGGGGCUCAUGGUCAAGACCCUGGACGUGGAUGCCACAUAUGAGAUUGCCAAGAGAUCCCAUAAAUGGCUGAAGUUGAAGAAGGAUUACUUGGAGGGUGUUGGAGACACACUGGACUUGGUGGUGAUUGGUGCCUACUUAGGGAAAGGCAAGCGUGUGGGCAUGUAUGGAGGCUUCCUGCUGGCCUGCUAUGAUGAGGAGAGUGAGGAGUACCAGAGCAUCUGCAAGAUAGGAACUGGCUUCAGUGAAGAGACCCUGGAGAAGCAUUACAGUUUUCUCAAGGACCUUGUACUGGAGAAGCCAAGAGCUUAUUACCGCUGGGACAGCAGUGCAGAGCCUGACCACUGGCUAGAUGCAGUGCAGGUGUGGGAGGUGAAGUGUGCCGACCUGUCCAUCUCGCCUGUGCAUAAGGCAGCUAUUGGCCUGGUAGAUGAGGAGAAAGGUAUCUCCUUGCGCUUUCCCCGCUUUGUGCGUGUUCGUGAUGACAAGAAGGCUGAGGAAGCCACCACCAGCACCCAGGUAGCUGAACUCUACAAGAAGCAGCAGCAGAUUCAAAACCAGCAGGUGGCAGGGAGGGGUGAGGGAGAAGACGACUUCUAUUAACACCACGGUACAGCUGCAGUGAGGAGAAGCAAACUCCAAUGGCCCUUGCAACUACAGCUGGGCAUGGGACAGUACCUAGAGCCAGUGCUUUCCCUUUCUCCUUACUAGAGGUACUGGAGCACUGAGCCACAGGGGUGGAGGGGGCUUGUUGGCAUCAUUUGUUUGGUUGCAAGGAACACCACCACUUACAAUAAAAUACUCUCUUUCCUUGUCAA
This is a messenger RNA of Alligator mississippiensis (American alligator), 3717 nucleotides long. RefSeq names its product DNA ligase 1 (gene LIG1). Bases 638 to 3502 code for a protein of 954 amino acids. Lineage: Eukaryota; Metazoa; Chordata; Crocodylia; Alligatoridae. The record is from RefSeq and is a predicted model, not a curated record. Gene Ontology annotation, cellular component: nucleus; mitochondrion. Gene Ontology annotation, biological process: DNA recombination; DNA repair; DNA biosynthetic process. The transcript is spliced from 27 exons. Gene Ontology annotation, molecular function: DNA binding; DNA ligase (ATP) activity; ATP binding.